AUGGAGCGGCCCCGUGGCGAACUCGCAAUGCCUCCGCCUGCGAUCAUCCCAGCGCCGCGUCGAAGGCGGUCUGGGCAGGCCAACGUCCCAGCAAAUCCUGGAAUGCCACAGGCGCUGCGCCCGCCGAAUCUGAACGCCGGUGCCCCUCGUUUCGUCCCGCUGCAGCAACAGCAGCAGCAGCCUCGCCUGCAGCGCCCUGGCGCCCUGCAUCCCCGUCGACGUGCCCGCCCUCGAGCGAACACCCCGAAUGAAGAGCCGUCCGAAGAAAGCACAAAAGCCUUCAUGCUUUCGAUGCUCCAGGAGCAGCGCGCCCGUGCAGCCUGUAUUAACCCGGACGGACAGCUGAGAAAGAGGAAGCCGAUCAGCGUCUUCAACCUCGAUACGGACUACUCGAACACGUUGGCCUCGGUGCGUCAUCGUGAAGAAUUGGAACUGCUCGACAGGGUGGCGGCCUGGCAGCAUGGCGACGGUCAGCUUCAGGACGCCAUGCGCCGUCAUAUCAUUCGCUGCUCGACGGAAUGGCUGGAGCGGGUCGAGCACGAGCAGGCUCAGCUGGCCCUAGUCCGUCAGAAAAUGGAGACCCGUCGCAUGCUUCUCAUCAACGACCACAACGCCUUGACCAAGAUUGACGUCCUGAUAAGGACUACUUCGAUGGCCUGCGGC
Molecule: messenger RNA, 663 nt
Organism: Mesorhabditis spiculigera
Lineage: Eukaryota; Metazoa; Nematoda; Chromadorea; Rhabditida; Rhabditidae
Source: the annotation of a GenBank genome assembly